AUGACUGAAGGAGGGAUGGGAACAUAUCUUGGUCUCCCGGAGAAUAUGAGCGGAUCAAAAAAGAGAAUCUUCACAUUUAUACACGAUCGCCUCAGUAAGAGGAUCAACUCGUGGUCUGCUAAAUUACUAUCUAAGGGAGGCAAAGAGGUUAUGAUUAAAUCAGUGGCACAAGCUUUACCAAAAUAUGUGAUGUCUUGCUUCCUUCUUCCCCAAGAAACCGUGAAAAAAUUACAAGGAGCUAUUUCGAGAUUUUGGUGGAGCACGAAGCAAAAUAAUAAAGGAUUACACUGGAUUGCAUGGGAUAAGAUUUGUCUCCCAAUGGAGGAAGGCGGCCUAGGCUUCCGGGAUUUAAAAAAUUUUAAUCUCGCAUUACUUGCGAAGCAAUUAUGGCGAAUCUUUCACUACCCAUCGUCACUCUUAGCAAGGAUUCUUAAAGGAAGGUAUUUCUUGAAUUCAAACCCCUUAGACGUGGUAAAAGCAAGCUCCCCAUCUUAUGGUUGGAAGAGUAUGCUGGCAGCUCGAAAUCUACUCAUAUCCGGACUACGAAAAGCAAUAGGUUUGGGAGGUAAUACGGUAGUUUGGCGUGACCCCUGGCUGCCUACUAACCCACCUCGUCCACCGAAUAGCAAUGGUGGUAUCCAAGAUCCAUAUCUAUUGGUUUACCAUCUCAUAGAUCAGGAGACAAAGCCGUGGAAAGAGGAAACCUUCCGACAACUUUUCACGGAGGAUGAUGUACGAUGGAUACAAGGCAUUAAGCCAUCUCGACUUCCUCAAGCCGAUCGACUAGUUUGGGCUUAUACAAAAACUGGAGCAUACACUGUCAAAUCAGGAUAUGAACAUGCUACACGUAGGUCAAACGCAGAAAAACCAGCAUACGUGCUCGAGCCAAGCAUCAUCUCUUUGAAGCAAGAAGCAUGGAAAACUAGAACGACGAAAAAGCUCAAACAAUUCAUCUGGCAAUGCUUAACGGGUUGUAUCGCGGCACGUGACCGUCUCGUGGACCGUCAUUGUGGCUCGGACCGAUCAUGUCCCCGCUGUGGCGACGAAGAUGAAACAGUUAAUCAUCUUCUCUUUGAAUGCCCUGAAGCAGUCAAGGUAUGGACGCUGUCCGAUAUUCCCAUCAUUCCGGGUGUUUUCCCGAGUAAGGCAAUCUUUUGUAACUUCGAUCACUUGAUUUGGCGGGCACAAGAGAACGGAACCCAAGACCAGACACUGCUCAAAUAUCCGUGGAUAUUAUGGUUCAUCUGGAAAGCAAGGAAUGAGAAGGUGUUCGACAACACAGAUGUGGAACCCCUGAGUACACUGCAGUCUGCGAUGUCAGAAUCCAUCUCAUGGCUCAAUGCACAGUCCCCUGCCACCAUUAAGGAACAAACAGAACCGCUUCCCUUAUUACCGAGAAGUGACGAAACAGAAUCGUGCCUCCCACGCUGUCAAGUUGAUGCCUCAUGGGGCAUUAACUCAAGCAAUAGUGGAGGUGGUUUCGUCCUUGAUGGCGGGUUUAGAUUGCCUCAAAUUUUCACAAUUUAUAAACCCAACUAA
This is a messenger RNA of Microthlaspi erraticum, 1539 nucleotides long. Lineage: Eukaryota; Viridiplantae; Streptophyta; Magnoliopsida; Brassicales; Brassicaceae. The record is from the annotation of a GenBank genome assembly.